AGCGAUGAUGGCUUCUGGUUUGUAGUUUGUUGUUUGCACUGAACUCUACCCGCAUCCGCCAGCAAGAACCAGGCCGGCGCUCGAGCGUCCCCUCCCGGGCCGCUCCGCUUAAAGUUCCCGGUGCUCGGUGUGUGCGGCGGCCGGCAGAAGGUGCAGUGAUGUCGGACAGCGGCUCCUCCUCCGGCGGCCUCCUGACCUACGAAACUCUGGUUCACGCUGUGGCAGGAGCAGCGGGGAGCAUGACAGCUAUGACCAUCUUCUUUCCAUUGGACACGGCCAAAAGUCGACUGCAGGUGGAUGAGAAUCGGAAGUCAAAAUCCACUCCUGUCAUGUUGGCUGAAAUAGCGAAGGAAGAGGGUCUGCUUUCUUGGUAUAGAGGAUGGUUCCCAGUUAUCUCGAGCCUCUGCUGCUCCAACUUUGUCUAUUUCUACACGUUCAACAGUCUGAAGAAGAUGACAGCUUCUGGCAUGCACAAGUCCAGACCAGGCAAAGACCUGCUCAUGGGGAUCAUAUCAGGGGCUGUGAAUGUGAUCCUGACCACUCCCAUGUGGGUGGUCAACACUCGACUGAAACUCCAGGGGGUCAAGUUCAGAAACGAAGAUCUCCACCAGACUCAUUACACUGGCAUAUUUGAUGCUUUCUUGCAGAUUAUAUCCAACGAGGGGGUGAGAACUCUGUGGAACGGAACACUGCCCUCGUUGAUCCUCGUCCUUAACCCGGCCGUUCAAUUCAUGUUCUAUGAAGCCAUGAAGAGGAAAGCGGGGAGAGGAGGGAGAAAGAUUUCAUCAGCACAGAUAUUCCUCAUCGGCGCCAUCGCCAAGGCUGUUGCCACGACGGCAACUUAUCCUCUUCAGACAGUUCAGGCCAUCCUGCGGUUUGGUCAGUACAGAAGUGAUGGCACGAGCGGCGUGUUGGGAAGUGUCUCGAACAUAUUCUCCCUGUUGAUGGACAGGAUCAGGAAACACGGCGUUCUUGGUUUGUACAAAGGUUUGGAGGCUAAACUGCUGCAGACAGUACUGACUUCUGCUCUUAUGUUUGUCAUCUAUGAGAAGAUCACUGCUGUUAUCUUCAAAGUCAUGGGCCUGAACAAGAAACUGCAGCACUCCUAGAAGAAUAAAAUACGACUUUCGAUUUGUUUUACACUAGACAACCAGGGUGACAACAGGGUCAUUAUUUCGCAUCAGUAGUCUGGCCAUAAUUCGGACCAAACGGUAUCAUUCCAAGGAAAACAGUGUCUUAAUUUAAUGAUCAAAACUGUUUUUAAACAUUCACCAAGAAUCUCAUACCAGAUUUUCACUGCAGUUCAACUUAUAAGAGUGCAAUGACAUUGAUUCUUAACAGUUAAUUAAGAGUUAACUAAGGUGCUUAGUAAUCAUUCUUUGGGUUUGUUAGUUAAUGCAUUAAGUAUUAACAGAAUGAAAAGUGAAGUAAGCAUUGAAUGUGUUCAGUAUCUUUAUAAUUCAUUAACGUAAAAAUAAAUACCAUGAACACCAUUAAUAAAUGAUUACUCAUAAUUUUUAAUUUACCUUUAGUUCCUGUUGACUUGAAGUGUGUGUGUGUGUGUGUGUGUGUAUGUAUGUGUAUAUAUAUACAUAUAUAUAUUCAUGUAAAUGGGGACUAUAAUGAAUGAGUACACAAUCCUUCCAUUAUUAUUAUUAUUUUUUUUUUUUUUACAAAGUGCCUCUAAAUUUUAAAGUAUGCGUAUUGUGAUUUAUCUGCUGUAAUGACUUAACACUUUACAACCACAGUGCACUUACUUGUCUGUUGUUGUCAUGGUGUGUUUUGUUAUUUGUAUGUCCUGUUGGCAGUGUAACAUUGUGAUUGGAGCAUUAGGAUUGCUGGUUAGAGACAUCCCAUA
This is a messenger RNA of Thalassophryne amazonica, 1858 nucleotides long. RefSeq names its product peroxisomal membrane protein PMP34 (gene slc25a17l). NCBI's taxonomy places the organism in Eukaryota, Metazoa, Chordata, Actinopteri, Batrachoidiformes, Batrachoididae. The transcript has 9 exons. Gene Ontology annotation, cellular component: peroxisomal membrane. Bases 159 to 1109 code for a protein of 316 amino acids. The record is from RefSeq and is a predicted model, not a curated record. Gene Ontology annotation, molecular function: coenzyme A transmembrane transporter activity; AMP transmembrane transporter activity; ADP transmembrane transporter activity.